AUGACCCCAAAGGUCAUGACCCCAAAUCAUGAGCCCUUUUCUGGGGGUCAUGAAGGGUCUAACAACUGUAUGUACUACAUUCAGCUUGCCGGAACGGGGCUAAACUUUUCAGUCAGUCUCGGAGCUGGCUCGAGUGCAAAAUUGGUUGGUGUCUGUACGGACGGAGCCCCCAGCAUGCUCGGCUCCAGGUCAGGAUUUAUGGCACUGGUGAAGAAGAAGAACCCAGACAUCAUUACAACACACUGCCUGAUCCACCGUGAGGCUCUUGCCUCCAAGACGCUUCCUGCUCCUCUCAAAGCUACCUUGGAAACAGUGAUCCGCAUCGUCAACCAUAUCAAAGGAGGGGCACUCAACACCAGGCUGUUUCGUAGGUUGUGCCAAGACAUGGAUUCUGCUCACCAAGAUCUACUCUUCUACACAUCUGUUCGUUGGCUGUCAAAGGGUAAUGUUCUCGCCCGUGUAUUUGAACUCUUUGAUGAAUUGCUGAUAUUUCUGGCAGCUCAAGGGAAGAAAACGGAUCAGCUGUUAAAUGACAUUCAGGGGCCAUUUAAGUGUAGUCUUGCCUACUUGGCAGAUGUUUUUGAAGCUUUGAAUGGACUCAACCGGCAACUACAGGGCCCAGAUACCACUAUCAUAAUGCAUACCGAUGCCAUCAAGGCUUUCCUCGACAAGUUAGCUCUCUGGAAGAGGAAAGUUGAAAGGGGAAAUGUAGCUUCCUUUCAGCGUCUGAACGAGGUCAUCGGAGAAGAACCACUUGCCGAGGAGCUGCAACAAGAGAUCAAGGAACACUUGAUAAUCCUCCAAGAAGAGUUCAAACGCUAUUUUCAUGAAACUGAUAUAAAUGAAAAUGUACAGCUGACACUUGCUCGCAAUCCUUUCUGAUGCACUGUGGAUGAACUUCCUGAUGACAUACAAGAGGAAUUCUUGGAGCUCAUCAACAACACCGC
Messenger RNA from Portunus trituberculatus (swimming crab), 947 nucleotides. Its product is annotated as protein ZBED8-like. The transcript has a single exon. The record is from RefSeq and is a predicted model, not a curated record. NCBI's taxonomy places the organism in Eukaryota, Metazoa, Arthropoda, Malacostraca, Decapoda, Portunidae. The coding region runs from base 1 to 882 and encodes 293 amino acids.